UUCCAUAAGCAAGUUAAUACAGCCUGGGCAGGCGUGGUGAUGGUAGUGUGUGUAAGUGCAAUAAACACUCAGUGCAUUUAACCGGAAUACAAGACCUAACCGUACUAUGAAUGGUGCCGCGUGCUGGUAGCUCCCCUCCCCGCCCCCGACCGCAGCGAUGGACACGAACAGCACCCGCGGCUCCACGGGCCAGCUCUCCAGCACCGGCAGCACCGGCGGCGGCAUGCACCACUCCCACUCGACUCCCGCCGGCGUAGACGGCGGCGCCCGGACCCCGCCCGCCACGCCGAAGAAGGGCGGCAAGAUGCUGGCAAUCCGCGUGCAGAUGCUCGACGACGCCGUCACCAUCUUCCAAGUGCAGGCGAAAGCGACGGGCCGCGUCCUCUUCGACCAGGUCUGCAAGCAACUCCACUUGCUCGAGGCCGACUACUUCGGACUCGAAUACACGGACGCCGGCGGCACCAGGUACUGGCUGGACCUGCAGAAACCCAUCUCGCGCCAGCUGGGCCUCUCGCUCGUCGACCCCCUGCUCUACUUCUGCGUCAAGUUCUACACCCCCGACCCCGGCCAGCUCGAGGAGGAGUUCACGCGAUACCUCUUCUGCCUGCAGGUCAAGCGGGACCUGGCGCAGGGACUCAUGCAGUGCAACGAGAACACGGCGGCUUUGAUGGCGAGCUACAUCGUGCAGGCGGAGUGCGGGGACUACGUCUCGGAGGACUACCCCGACCACACGUACUUGUCGAGCUAUAAGUUCGUGCCGCAGCAGGACCAGGAGAUGGAGCGGAAGAUCAUGGAAAACCACAAAAAACACUCAGGGCAAUCGCCGGCCGAGGCCGACCUCAACCUCCUCGAAACGGCCCGCCGGUGCGAGCUGUACGGCAUCAAGAUGCACGCGGCGAAGGACCACGAGAACGUCCCGCUCAACCUGGCUGUGGCCCACAUGGGCAUAAUCGUGUUCCAGAACUACACCAAAAUCAACACCUUCUCCUGGGCGAAGAUCCGGAAGAUCUCGUUCAAGCGGAAGCGCUUCCUCAUCAAGCUGCACCCGGAGGGUUACGGUUAUUACAAGGACACGGUGGAGUUCUUCUUCGAGGGCAGGAACGAGUGCAAGAACUUCUGGAAGAAGUGCGUCGAGAACCACGGCUUUUUCCGGUGUUCGUCGGUGAAGGCGGCGCCCCGGCACAGGACGAGGGUGCUGUCGAGGGGCAGCUCGUUUAGGUAUAGCGGGAAAACGCAGAAACAGAUUGUCGAGUUUGUUAGGGAUAACUACGUGAAACGACAGACAUUCCAAAGGUCGGCUUCAUUCCGGCAUUCUAGUGCUCAUUCAAGUGCAAGCAACAUGCACUCCAGUACAGUCGGGAACAGCAUAUCCGCACAUCCCCUGUUGCCCCUAGCCGACAGCAACCUCAGCGUGGAAGCCUCCAAGCUGUCGGCUUCGCUGGGCUCGAUGGGCGCAGCUGUGGUGGUCCCGGCUUCUCCGACGACGAGGUUAGCCUCUCGCCACCGCGUCACAGCUACGUCCUGGAGCUCGGCCCCCGACACGCGGCCUACCACGCUGCUUGCUCAGACGACGACCUCGCCAUCACCUCCUCUGACGACGCAAUCGGCCUCUCCGGCAACUUCUGCGACUACGAGUCCUCUCCAUACUCCCUACGCGGACCAGAAGCCGGCCUAUGCCAGUUCGCCGGUCGCCGUCCGCGCAGCAGUUCACAGGGCAGAUACAGAUGACGCCAAGGAGAAGGAUAAGUCGGACAACGAGGGUUCGUAUUACAUUCACAACCAUUCGUACUAUAACAGUUCGCUCCCGACGUACAAAGAAGUGAACGGAAACAUUUCCAACUUGUCCGCGAACGCGAGUUACAAUUCCAAGCUUGACGAUAUCAGCCCCAUUAAAAAUCUAGCAAAGGAGCAGCUUUUGAACAGUAUUAACGCCAAUACCACUACUAACGGGACCACGACGACUAUCAUUGCCGAGAUUGAAGGUGAAGUGAAAAAACGGACGAAACUCCCAAUCGACAAGACGUACUACAUCGCCAAAGAAAUCUUGAUGACGGAGUUGACUUACAAGAAAGACUUGGACGUGAUUAAUGUAUGGUUUAGAGACGAAGUCGGUAAAGAAGAACCCGACGAAUGCUCAAUCUUGCUCACCCUAAUCGCGCCUUUGGCGCAGGCGCACGGUCAGCUCGUCAAAGACUUAGAGCAGCGCUUGCAAGGUUGGGACGGCAAGGGGGGCCCCCGAGCCACCAGCAGCCAACGAAUCGCCGACGUGCUCCUCACCCACUUACCCCCACUACUCCCUAUCUAUGAAGAGUACCUUGACGGCCAUAUUUUGGUCCUGGAACGACUUGACGCCGCCUUUAAACAAAACUCUCACUUCGAGCAGCUCUACCGCGACUUCGAGACCCAAAAGGUCUGCUAUUUACCGCUGACGACGUUCGUGCUUAAGCCGCUGCACCGCCUCCUGCAGUACCAAAACCUCCUCCAAAGACUGCUACGGUACUACGGGCCGUCGCACCCCGAUCGCGCCGACUGUUUGACAGCUAGUGACACUCUCAAAGACUUGAUGCAACCGGUGAGCGAGACACUCGAGCACUCGGAAAAUCUGGCAACGCUGUGCGAGCUCCAAAGGGACCUAGUUGGUUUCGAUAAUUUAGUGCAGUCGGGCCGCAAGUUCAUCCGCCACGGUUGCUUACUCAAACAUUCCAAAAAGGGGUACCAACAGCGCAUGUUCUUCUUGUUUUCGGACAUCUUGUUGUACACGUCGCGCUCGCAAGCGACUUUGCAGUUCAAAGUACACGGGCACAUGCCUCUCAGAGGUGUCUUGAUUGAAGAGCCGGAAGGCGAGUUGGCCAACUACGGUCUGGUGAUUUAUGGCGGGAAUCGGGCUCUCACGGUUGCGGCUAGCUCCCAGGAAGAAAAAGAGCGUUGGAAACAGGAUCUGCAAAAUGCGAUUCAACUAGCUAGGGAUAAGACGGACACGAAAAUCACGUAUUUGAGCCUAAAAAGCUGCAGCUCUUCAGACGAAAUUAUGGACCAGUGUGGGAACGACGUGGGUACUCAGACUAAGCCGCAGCCGCAGAGGAGCAACCUGAAGGUGCACGUGUGUUGGCACCGAAACACUAGCAUCAGUAUGAAAGAUGAAUUAGUGGCGGUUGAGAAUCAACUAUCAGGUUAUUUGUUGCGUAAAUUCAAAAGUAGCAACGGUUGGCAGAAACUUUGGGUCGUUUUGACGUCAUUCUGUCUAUUUUUUUACAAGGGAUGCAUGGAUGAUUUUCCUUUGGCGUCGCUACCGCUACUGGGUUACACCGUGGGGGCGCCUGCUCCAGACGACGCGAUUGGAAAGGACUUCGUGUUCAAGCUCCAAUACAAGAAUCACGUUUAUUUCUUCAGGGCGGAGUCCGAAUACACUUAUAACCGGUGGAUGGAAGUGAUCGGCAGCUGCACAACUCAGACUAAAAAGAAAAAACAGAUAAUUGUGAACGAAAACUCGAUUGAAUGUUCGCCGGAGAAAUAACUCCACACGGGCUAGGUAUAAUUUUAUUUAUGAAUCAAGGAUUUUCUAAUUUUAGGUUUUAUGGAUUAGUGUUAGUGUAUAAAGCAACUAAUGAAACUUACGUGUAAAUAUGGUUGUUUUAAGUAUUAUUGAAAUUUUAUGGACUGGAACAGUCAUUCCUAGGUAGCGAAUCAUGGUAGUAUUUCCGUACUCAGUGUAAAUAUGUAUAUUUUUUACAUUUUUUAAGUGGUGCUGUUUAGACAGCCUAAAUAAGGGAAUUGUAGACGUCCUCUAAUGAUAUUUGUUGUUGAAGUGGUUUUAAUCUUUGUACAUUCAUUUUAAAACAUCACUCGUAGACUAGCGAGAUUUUAUUAAUAAAUGGAUUAUUUUUACAAGAA
This is a messenger RNA of Zophobas morio, 3891 nucleotides long. Its product is annotated as FERM, ARHGEF and pleckstrin domain-containing protein 1-like. The record is from RefSeq and is a predicted model, not a curated record. NCBI's taxonomy places the organism in Eukaryota, Metazoa, Arthropoda, Insecta, Coleoptera, Tenebrionidae. Gene Ontology annotation, cellular component: cytoskeleton. Bases 158 to 3514 code for a protein of 1118 amino acids. Gene Ontology annotation, molecular function: guanyl-nucleotide exchange factor activity; cytoskeletal protein binding. The transcript is spliced from 16 exons.